Messenger RNA from Paecilomyces variotii, 375 nucleotides. RefSeq lists its product as hypothetical. The coding region runs from base 45 to 278 and encodes 77 amino acids. The record is from RefSeq and is a predicted model, not a curated record. The transcript has 5 exons. Lineage: Eukaryota; Fungi; Ascomycota; Eurotiomycetes; Eurotiales; Thermoascaceae.
AGAGAAUCAAUAAUAUUAUGCCUCUUGAGCAAGAAUAAUUUAGGAUGGUCACAUGCUACAUAGCGGUUAUGGCCUGCUGUAUCUCAGCUAUUCAAGCUUCUUCACUUCACGUUGUCCUUGCAGAACAGAUCCCAUCAAGACCAUUAUUAAACAAGUCGCCAUUUCAAGGCCGUGACUCAAGAAUAACUCGAUCUUGGCCGUCAAGCGCUCAUCCACAAACUCAACUCUCUCGUAUAACUUCUAGAGAGGACUUCAUGUCGAGUUUCGAGGUCAUUUAGAUAUACCCACAGAUCGUGUUCCUAAAAGAAGGAACCAACAGACCAGGAACUGAAGAGGACGGCCAGGAAGAAGCAGUGUCUAGAACAUAUAACCAGG